AUGAGUUAUUAUAAUAGGAACUCAUCGUCAUCGUCUUCGGUUUUGCCAUCUUCAAGGAAGACGCAUUCAGAAAAACACAAACAAAUCUUGAAGCAAUUAUUGAAAGAGCACGCAAAUAAGACUUGUGUUGAUUGUAAGACAGCCACACAUCCUAGAUGGGCGUCAUGGAGUCUCGGGUGUUUUAUGUGUAUAAGAUGUUCAGGUAUUCACAGAAGCAUGGGCACCCAUAUUUCCAAGGUGAAAUCAGUUGAUUUGGAUGCGUGGACGGACGAGCAGGUUGAACUGAUGAUAAAAUGGGGAAAUGAAAAAUGUAACAUAUACUGGGAAUCGAAGUUGCCGGAUGGAUAUGUUCCAGACCAACUGAAAAUUGAUAAUUUUAUUCGUACCAAGUAUGAUUUGAAGAAAUGGGUUUCGUCGACGACGAUUCCAAAUCCAUUAUCUAUUAAGGCGUCUGGCAGUCAAAAUGCUGGAUUGACUACUGCACAACAUACCAGUGAAUCACAUAAAUCGAAAAAUUCCGAUUUGGGGUCUGCAGAUCUCUUAUCUGGUCAUAGUUCUAAAAUUGAGCCUCACGGAUCAUUAUUGGAUGAUGAUUUUGGCUCUUUCACUUCUUCCCCAUCACCUAAGGCAAGUACUCCAGUAACGUCUACAAGAAACACAACGGCUUUGAAAUCAAAUCAGCAGAGGAGUAACUCGACUACGCAACAGAAAUUGCCGACCGAAAAUACAAGCGAUGGCGCAGGAAUCCAAUCGGCACAAUCUACUGGAGGAUCGUUUUCAAAUACUAGACCAGAUUUAAAAAAGUCCAUUUUGUCAUUAUACUCCUCGCCGAAAUCAUCUAGUUCGAGUUUCAUUCAGCCACAGCAUAAUUCACAAGCUCAGCCUAACAUGCAAGCAUCUGUGAACUCAUUAUCUAAUUCAUUAAGCGGGCUUGAUUUUAAUAAUUCAAAUACAUCAACAAAUUUCAAUGUUUCAUCAAUUCCUUCAAGAACCUCACUGGCUUCUCAAUCAGCUUCUCAACAACCACAUGCUAGACCGGAAGCACAAACCACCAACUGGAAUAACGAAUGGACAGAUGCUAAUGAGUCCACCGCCAGUUUGAAUAAUCAGUGGCCAAAUAGCGGUUCUUCUGGUACCCAUGGAGCUAAGACCACCUCGCUAAACAGUACUAAUUUAGACGAUGAUUUGUUCAAGAACGUUUGGAGUUGA
Debaryomyces hansenii CBS767 is the source of this 1209-nucleotide messenger RNA. It is a transcript of the gene AGE2, whose product is annotated as Age2p. The record is from RefSeq and is a predicted model, not a curated record. Bases 1 to 1209 code for a protein of 402 amino acids. Gene Ontology annotation, biological process: endocytosis; regulation of DNA-templated transcription; intra-Golgi vesicle-mediated transport. The transcript has a single exon. Gene Ontology annotation, cellular component: Golgi apparatus. NCBI's taxonomy places the organism in Eukaryota, Fungi, Ascomycota, Pichiomycetes, Serinales, Debaryomycetaceae. Gene Ontology annotation, molecular function: sequence-specific DNA binding; GTPase activator activity; metal ion binding.